AUGUUCAGGCUCCUAAUUAGUCAGGACCUUAUCGUACCGUUUGAAAACGCACACGGCCCACUGUCGCUCGCGACUCUCGCGAAUUCGCAGACCCUUCGCUUUUGUUCGCGCAGCGUUAGUCCUUGCGCGCCAAUGCCGCCCAAGGGUAAGGGCAAGGCCGGGGGAGGCGGCGGCGGCGACGACAAGGGGAAAGGCGGAAAGGGCGGGGGGAAGGGCGAGCUCGGUACCUGCACGUACGUUAAAGCGCGGCACAUACUGUGCGAGAAGCAGGGCAAGAUCAACGAGGCGUACAAGAAGCUGCAGGAGGGGUGGCUGGACGCGGGGGAUAAGGUGCCGCCCGCCAAGUUCGGCGAGAUAGCCCAAGCCUAUUCGGAGUGUCCAUCGGGCAAGAAGGGUGGCGAUCUGGGCUGGUUCCCCCGGGGAAAGAUGGCCGGGCCUUUCCAGGACGUUGCCUUUGCCACACCCAUUGGCGCCACGUCAGCACCCUUCAAGUCAACGCACGGUUACCACGUAAUUCUCGUGGAGGGGCGUAAGAACUGA
Messenger RNA from Closterium sp. Yama58-4, 540 nucleotides. NCBI's taxonomy places the organism in Eukaryota, Viridiplantae, Streptophyta, Zygnematophyceae, Desmidiales, Closteriaceae. The record is from the annotation of a GenBank genome assembly.